Saprolegnia diclina VS20 is the source of this 906-nucleotide messenger RNA. RefSeq lists its product as hypothetical. Lineage: Eukaryota; Oomycota; Saprolegniomycetes; Saprolegniales; Saprolegniaceae. The record is from RefSeq and is a predicted model, not a curated record. The annotation marks the transcript as partial. The transcript is spliced from 5 exons.
AAAUGACCACAUUGCCGUAUUUUCCCAUGUGCCCGCCGCAGACGCCCGAGUGGACGGUGCGCGAGUUCCCGCCAAUCGUCGGCCUCGACUUCCUCGAAGCUAUCGAGCGCACGCGCUUUGUCUUGUCAUUUCUCUGGUGCGUCGUCGUCGUCACACCGGUCGCGGCGGCCAUGAGCAUGACGCCAAGCCCGUCCUCCGUCGCCCUGCCGACGUUGUCGGCACCAUGGCGUAGCCCCAUCGUGUGGGGUGCUGUGUUUGUGCUGGCUGUCUUUCUCAAGUUCUCGAUUCGGUACUGCAGCACGUGGCCAAACGCACGCCGGUCGGGCCCCUACUACUGGCAGCAGAUGUACGGCACGGACGCCCGGCACAUGACGCUGGGUCACUUUAUUCGCUUGACCGAGUACCACAUGGAAAAGUUUGGGUCGCAGACGUCGCUGGAAGGAAUUCAAGUGCACUACUGGACGCGCUGGUCGAUUUGGUCGGUGGUUGUGCUGACGUUUCUGGCGACGAUCGUCUGGUACAACCAGAUCGUGCUCGAUGCACCGACAAUCUACCUUCUUGGUGUCGUGGCUGUGACCACGGUGACGGUCGCGCUGCAGUACCUCUAUGUGCAGCUUCCACUCUACGCUGCGUUGUACCUCUGCCCCGAGCUUGGCCUGACUGCGAUGAGCGACGAGCGUAUUCCGUUCGCGAUGCCCGUCUAAGUCCUUUGUCGCGCUGUCGUUUAACGUGUACCGAGCGCCGUAGUAGUGUAUACACUGCAACUAGGUUCUAAAGCACUCUGCUCGAUGCAGCCCAAGUACCGAUGCAGCACUAAGCUUUUGGCGCACGCGUGCAGGUUUGCGGCUUCAACGGUCCAUAAGCAAUGCAUUUCUUAUUGGCCCUUGACGGCUUUCAUUCUGCCAA